This is a messenger RNA of Opisthocomus hoazin, 1959 nucleotides long. NCBI's taxonomy places the organism in Eukaryota, Metazoa, Chordata, Aves, Opisthocomiformes, Opisthocomidae. The record is from RefSeq and is a predicted model, not a curated record.
AUGAAGGUGAGUGUUUUAACCACCUUGGAGCGGCGAUUCAACCUCCAGAGUGCUGACGUGGGUGUCAUUGCCAGCAGCUUCGAGAUUGGCAACCUGGCCCUCAUCCUCUUUGUCAGCUACUUCGGAGCCCGAGGACACCGGCCACGCUUGAUAGGAUGUGGAGGAAUAGUCAUGGCCUUGGGUGCCCUCCUUUCUGCCUUGCCUGAAUUUCUGACCCACCAGUACGAAUAUGAAUCAGGAGAAAUACGCUGGGGGGCUGAAGGGAGGGAUGUGUGUGCUGCCAACGGGUCCACCAGUGAUGAGGGACCAGACCCGGACCUUAUCUGCAGGAAUAGGACUGCUACCAACAUGAUGUACUUGCUGCUCAUUGGGGCACAGGUCCUCCUGGGCAUUGGUGCUACCCCUGUCCAGCCCCUGGGAGUUUCCUACAUUGAUGACCACGUCAGGCGGAAAGAUUCCUCUCUGUACAUAGGGAUCCUGUUUACGAUGCUGGUAUUUGGACCAGCCUGUGGAUUUAUCUUGGGCUCCUUCUGUACCAAAAUCUACGUGGAUGCUGUCUUCAUUGACACAAGUAAGCUGGACAUCACCCCAGACGACCCUCGGUGGAUCGGUGCGUGGUGGGGAGGCUUUCUGCUGUGUGGUGCCUUACUCUUCUUCUCGUCCCUGCCGAUGUUCGGGUUCCCGCAGUCCUUGCCCCCGCGGCCGGAGCACGCCGGGGAGAGCGAACAGGCCAUGCUUCCCGAGAGGGACUACGAGAGACCCAAGCCAAGCAACGGGGUUCUGCGGCACGCGCUGGAUGGGGAGAGCAGCACGAGCUGCUUCCAGCAGCUGCGAGUGAUCCCCAAAGUAACUAAGCACUUGCUCUCCAAUCCCGUCUUCACCUGUAUCAUCCUGGCGGCCUGCAUGGAGAUCGCGGUGGUGGCCGGCUUCGCCGCCUUCCUGGGAAAGUACCUGGAGCAGCAGUUCAACCUCACCACCUCAUCUGCCAACCAGCUCCUGGGGAUGACAGCAAUCCCAUGCGCAUGUCUGGGCAUAUUCUUGGGUGGCCUCUUGGUGAAGAAGCUCAGCCUGUCUGCUCUGGGAGCCAUCAGGAUGGCCAUGCUGGUGAACCUGGUGUCCACAGCUUGCUACGUGUCUUUCCUGUUUCUGGGAUGCGACACAGGACCUGUGGCAGGGGUUACUGUUCCCUAUGGAAACAACUCAACUCCAACCUCACCUCUGGACCCGUAUUCCCCCUGCAAUAACAACUGUGAAUGCCAAACUGAUUCCUUCACUCCAGUCUGUGGGGCGGACGGGGUCACGUACUUAUCUGCCUGCUUUGCUGGCUGCAGCAGCACGAACCUCAGUGGCUGUUCAUGCCUCACCUCGGUCCCUGCCGAAAAUGCCACCGUCGUUCCCGGCAAAUGCCCCAGUCCCGGCUGUGAAGAGGCCUUCCUGACAUUCCUCUGCGUGAUGUGCGUUUGCAGCAUGAUUGGGGCCAUGGCGCAGACGCCGUCAGUCAUCAUACUCAUCAGAACCGUGAGCCCCGAACUCAAGUCUUACGCUUUGGGGGUGCUUUUCCUGCUUCUCCGUUUGCUAGGUUUUAUCCCACCUCCGCUGAUCUUUGGGGCUGGAAUUGACUCCACGUGUCUGUUCUGGAGCACGUUCUGUGGCGAGCAAGGAGCCUGCGCGCUGUACGACAACGUGGUCUAUAGAUACCUGUACGUUAGUAUUGCGAUAGCCCUGAAGUCGUUUGCAUUCAUCUUGUAUACAACCACCUGGCAGUGCUUGAGGAAAAACUAUAAAAGAUACAUCAAGAACCACGAAGGUGGUCUCAGCACUAGUGAGUUUUUUGCCUCUACUCUCACCUUAGACAAUCUGGGGCGGGACUCGGUGCCCCAAAAUCAAUCACAUAGGACAAAAUUUAUCUAUAACCUUGAAGAUCACGAGUGGUGUGAAAAUAUGGAGUCUGUUUUAUAG